GCAGCAGCAGCAGCAGCAGCGGCGGCGGCACGCGCAUCUCAGGACAGAGGAUAGGGCAUCUGCAGAGCUCGAGACGCUUCUGAGCGGACCUGGAAUGACGCCAUGAGCUCGCACCGUGUGUGAUGGAGGUAAUGUUUUGGUAGGAACCGCUACCGUAGGCUGAUGUGGCGUCGCGUGAGGAGCCUGAACACGACCAUGAAGCUGCUGUUUGUGGUGACAUUCUUAUGGCGCGAGGCGUUGUGCGGAUCUCCGAGCGUCCAGAUCGGUGGUUUAUUCCCCAGGGGUGCAGAUCAGGAGUACAGUGCGUUCAGAGUUGGCAUGGUUCAGUUUGGGAUGGCAGAUUUCAGACUGACUCCACACAUAGAUAACCUGGAGGUGGCCAACAGCUUUGCUGUCACCAACUGCUUUUGUUCCCAGUUCUCCCGGGGUGUCUACGCCAUUUUUGGCUUCUAUGACAAGAAGUCGGUAAACACCAUUACAUCCUUCUGUGAGACGCUACAUGUCUCCUUCAUCACACCGUCGUUCCCAGCAGAAGGAAUGAAUCAGUUUGUUCUCCAGAUGAGGCCGGACAUCAAGGGGCCGCUAGUCUCGUUAGUGGAGUACUACAAAUGGGAAAAGUUUGCCUAUCUAUACGACAGUGAUAGAGGUCUUUCUACCCUUCAGGUAAUACUGGACACUGCAGCAGAGAAAAAAUGGGUCGUCACAGCGAUAAAUGUAGGAAACCUCAAAGACGAGAGGAAAGAUGAAGCUUACCGCUCCCUGUUUCAGGACCUGGAGAUCCGUAAAGAGCGCCGCAUAAUCCUGGACUGUGAGCAAGACAAAGUCAAAGACAUCAUGGAGCAGGUGAUCACUAUAGGCAGACAUGUGAAGGGAUACCACUAUAUCAUCGCUAAUUUGGGUUUUGUAGAUGGUGACCUCUCUAAAAUCCAGUAUGGAGGUGCCAAUGUGUCUGGGUUUCAGAUAGUAGAUUUUGAUGAUCCUGGGGUGGCAAAGUUUGACCAACGAUGGGAGGCCCUGGAAGAGAAGGAGUAUCCUGGAGCUGAUACACGGAUCAGAUAUACCUCUGCCCUCACAUAUGAUGCUGUCCACGUGAUGACUGAGGCAUUCCGCUUCCUUCACAAGCAGAGAAUAGACAUGAGUCGUCGUGGCAACAGCGGGGACUGUCUGGCCAAUCCGGCAGUUCCCUGGGCGCAGGGGGUGGAGAUUGAACGUGCCCUCAAACAGGUACGUGUAGAUGGUUUAACAGGGAACAUUCAGUUUGACCAGUAUGGGAAGAGAAUCAACUACUCUGUGACAAUCAUGGAGCUGAAGAACAAUGGACCUGUUAAGAUUGGCUAUUGGAAUGAGGUGGAUAAAAUGGUGGUGACAAAGUCAGACCUUUACCCCAAUGACACCAUGGGAAUGGAAAACAAGACCGUCAUCGUCACAACUAUACUGGAAGCCCCCUACGUGAUGCUGAAGAAGAAUGCUGAGCUGUUUCAAGACAAUGACCGUUAUGAAGGUUACUGCGUUGACCUGGCAGCAGAAAUUGCAAAGCAUUGUGGUAUACGCUACCAGCUAAGAAUUGUGGGAGAUGGCAAAUAUGGUGCAAGAGAUGCAGAAACCAAGAUCUGGAAUGGUAUGGUUGGAGAGCUGGUAUAUGGGAAAGCAGACAUAGCAGUUGCUCCACUGACGAUCACUCUUGUUCGUGAAGAGGUGAUAGAUUUCUCCAAACCCUUCAUGUCUUUGGGAAUCUCCAUCAUGAUCAAAAAGCCACAGAAAUCCAAACCAGGAGUCUUCUCCUUUCUUGACCCACUGGCCUAUGAAAUCUGGAUGUGCAUUGUCUUUGCCUAUAUAGGAGUUAGUGUUGUACUGUUUCUGGUGUCCAGAUUCAGUCCCUAUGAGUGGACACUGGAGGAGCCAGAGGACGGAGCAUUGCCACUGACAACUGAAUCCACCAAUGAGUUUGGGAUCUUUAACUCCCUUUGGUUCUCUUUGGGUGCUUUCAUGCGGCAGGGUUGUGACAUCUCUCCAAGGUCUCUGUCAGGUCGCAUAGUAGGGGGGGUGUGGUGGUUUUUCACUCUGAUCAUCAUCUCAUCAUACACUGCCAACCUGGCUGCCUUCCUGACGGUGGAGAGGAUGGUUUCUCCCAUCGAGAGUGCUGAAGACCUGGCGAAACAGACAGAGAUAGCAUAUGGAACCCUGGACUCUGGAUCCACCAAGGAGUUCUUCAGGCGCUCUAAAAUUGCCUUGUUUGACAAGAUGUGGCAGUAUAUGAAAUCAGCAGAGCCUUCCGUCUUCGUCAAGAAAACGUCAGAGGGUGUCCUGCGUGUCAGGAAGUCCAAAGGGAAGUACGCCUACCUGCUGGAGUCCACCAUGAACGAGUACAUCGAGCAGAGGAAACCCUGCGACACUAUGAAAGUGGGAGGAAACCUGGACUCCAAAGGCUACGGCAUUGCCACGCCUAAAGGAUCCCCAUUAAGAAAUGCUGUGAACCUGGCGGUGUUAAAGUUGAACGAGCAGGGGCUGCUGGACAAACUGAAAAACAAGUGGUGGUAUGACAAGGGAGAAUGCGGCAGCGGAGGAGGGGAGAGCAAGGAAAAGACCAGCGCUCUGUCUCUCAGUAACGUAGCAGGAGUCUUCUACAUCCUGGUUGGAGGUCUGGGUCUGGCCAUGAUGGUAGCGCUGGUAGAGUUCUGCUACAAGAGCCGUGCUGAGGCCAAAAAAAUGAAGAUGAAAUUCACAGAUGCAAUGCGCUCCAAAGCUCGUCUAUCCAUCACAGGAUCGACCAGUGAGAAUGGUCGUGUCCCAGUGGCUUACCUCCGUCCAGGAUUACCCAUGAGCCUCAGCAUGACUGAUCUCUCCUGACCACACCCGAGCCAGUGCCUUACAGCCAAUCGACACACAUCCACCCUACCCCUCUGAAAGUGAGUGGAAAUGCUUGUCAUCUCCUUCGGUGACCAAUUACCACUCACCGUGGGUGAUCUGCCCCGAUUUUCAAUCCGGAGUUUUAGCCAAUCAUAUCUCUUUGAGGACUCCUGAUCUCGCUCUUUAACAUCUAGCCUAGAAAGACUGGACAGAUGUUGUCCUCCCACCACUUGGCUGUCAGGCUUUAGCAAAGACCUGCCCACCUACGAAGUGAAUAACUUGACCAUCAGCGAGAAAGAUGGCUGGUCAUUUACAAAUUCAUGAAAAACAAUCAAGCACAGUGGACAUUUUUCUAAACAAACUCACGUUGUUGUUUCAUAGAUUUUUGCCAUGGAGGCUCUAGAAAAUAAGGACAACAGUGAUGCUGACGUUGAUGCAAUAACAACAUGAAUCAGGGAUGUGAUCAGGAAUUGUGGGUAUAAUAGCAGAAUCGUGCUUUAAAUGAGUUCAAGUGCUAUGAAGAAAAACUGACGUCCUGAAAAAUCACAUCCAUGGAAUAAUAGUAAUUGUGAUAGCAGAUAAUGAUAAUGAUGUUAUUGUUCUUAAUUGUUUUCCUUAUUUCUGCCUGAAAAUCCCUGAUUAGUAGAGACUUUAACCAGACCCAAGAGAUGCAUGGACUGACACACACACCCAUACAAACACACACAUACACAAAACCAAUGGUAUGAAAACAUACACUAUACACAGGGAUGGGCAAAAAAUUAGUCAAAAUCAUACAAAAUAAUCACAGUUUAUUUUAAAGGCCCUUUGUGUAGGAUUUGAUCAUCUGUGACUUGGUGAAGUCUAGAAGUAGCAUCAAAAAACACCAAACAAAUGCGACUCUGAGAAUAUCUGAGUUGAAAGCAACACAAACACUGAGAGCUGCCGUUUGAAAGUCAGAGAUUCAAAUUGUCAGUUGACUGAGAUUGUUUCAAGUUAAGUUGUUUUUUUUGUUUUGUUUUUUGCUAGUCAGUGUGCUGUGCAAUGUACUUCUGGGGAUGUGUUGGUCCACAGAUUUUGUUGCGAAGUGAGGGCUCUUGACUUUCACACUACUCUUUAAGAUAGGCAGUUGCAGGCGCAAUGCAGGUGCACAGAGGAGAAACUUUCCAACAAAAGGCUCCAAAAUAACAUUAUUUUCUCUCUUCUGCUUGGGAGCUCACAGAUACUUGAUACAACACAGUCUAGUUUUUGUUUGAUAUCUAGUGUCGGCCAAAAAUGAUGUUGCACAUUUCCAAUCCAUCGUUAGCAGUGUUAGCUUGUUUACUUUAUUACUUGAAUGCCGCUGUCACACCAAACAUCCUGCUGAGCCCCGUUAAAACUUGAAAACAAACAAUCGUAUGAAACAGGAAAAUCUGAUUCGACUGACAUAAUUCUGAAUCAGGUACAGCACUAAUGUUGACUGCACCAGUAAAGGGGAUUUACUAAUGUUUCUACAAAAAAAAUGCAAACCAUCACAAUAGUUUGAAAGACUUAAAUCCUACACCUUGGGGCUUUUUAUUAUACAUCACUUAUAGAUGGAUUAAAUGUUCAAACAAAAGGCAAAAAAGAUAAAUGUUACAAGUAUUCAGACACAAAUAUACUCCUCCAUUUAAUAAGCUAGCCCUUAGCUGUCAGUGUAACUACUAUGCUUACGAGUUAUACAGUGUCCUGUUAAUACAUUUUGUAGUGUCUUACCUUAACUUUAGCUGUAAAUGACUUUUACUCACUAGCUUAUAUGUUGCUCUGGUUUACACUUAGCAAAAUUAUUGUUUUGGCUGUAUGAAGCACACAACUCUCAUACCAUAUGAUAGUCAGGUAGCAUAUGGCAAAAGGGUAUUAUAACUAUUAGAGAUCAUUUGAAGUUAGUUAUACAGCUUCUUUAUAUCCGUUGUUAGAUAAGAUAUUACCUAGAGUCAAGUCAGCCACAAAUGAAAAUCACUGGACCUGGAAUGAGUCCUUAUCCGUAAACAUGAGGUUGUGUUUGUGGGUGAGAAACCAAGUAGAGAAAGAUAAGAUUGUGGUGGUGUCUAAGCGCUCAUUUAUGUUCAAUGUUAGAUACAGAGACGGAGACUCUGUAUCUAACUUUUGCACGUUCUCUGAAAGCUUAUGGAUACGGACACAACAGAGCAAUACCACAGGAGAUCAUGGAGGCAGUGUAACGUAGUUCAAGCGAGAUAUGACCAUAGGAGAUGAUGAAGAAACUUCAAUCAUGGCAGAACGGAAUGAAUCUGUUACAUAUAAUAAUAUAUAGAAAUAUAUAGUGAAAAUAGCGACAAGAGUUCACCGUCCACAUGUUAGGAUGUAUAUAAUGGCUGCAGGCCACCACCGUCUAUAGCGCUACCUCCAUUGAGAGGUAAUGUAUUAUAACCUCCUUCACCGUCGCCUCGUUUGUUGUUGUGUGAAACUUCUGACUCCGCCCUCUAGUGAAAUCUGUUGGCUGUAUCUAUGCCAUCAUAAAGGAAAUAUGAAAGUAUGAGGGCAGUGACGUUUACAAUGUUUGAAAGGGACGUAUCUGUUUUUGUACGUGAAGGGAGUAUAAAUGAGCCUUAAAGGUCUUAUCACACCAAACACGAAUAGUGGGAAAAGUGGAAGGGAAAGAGGAAGCAAGGGGUGCUGCACAGGACUUUCAUCCAGGAGACCAAUGUUUGUGUACCAUGCAACGGCAAAAGUCAACUUUGAGUUUAUUUAAACCAAAUAACAUACUUUCUUGUGUUUGUCACACAUUGCAUACUUGAUAACUUACUGGAACAGACAUCACCAUUAUCUAUUUUUUAAGCCUAAGUACUUUUGUUGCCUAAAGCUAAAGUACUUAAGUGGCAAAGCCUACAUUUUCUUUGACAACGCAAUUUUAUUUUGAAAUGUAUCGUAGCAUGUAAUGAGCAGAAAAUGACACUGACACCUACAAAAGUGACGCUGGAGGUGAACCUAGAGCAUCAUAGUUUGAAGCAUAGGGCCACUUACCAAGCUUCCAUAUUUGACAAGCUGGGGGUGGAAUGUAUUGCUCACAGCCUAGUGCAAAUUCACUGUAGUGAUGUGGAAAAUUUCAAGGAAAAAAGACUUGAAGCAUGAAAAUACUUUGCAAGUGUGGACAAGCUGUGUUGGUUAAACUUGUAAAUGAGCCAGAAACAUAUCUGCUGUAAUCAGUGUUUUAAACAGCUCACUACCAGCUAAGAUAUUAGUUAUGAUUCUGUCAUUCACAAUAUGCAGAUGAUGUCAAAAUAUUUUCACUGUGGGCAUGAGGAGGAGAGGAGGGGCGAGAGGAUAGAAAUUGUAAAAUAAGUGGUGAUCUGGCCAUGAAUAGUUUUGUUGUAGAAAAAUACACAGCUUGGCUUCUGUCAGGAAAUUUAUACUGUGCUUACAUUUGCUAAUAUUAGUAAAUUGUGCAUUGUACUUUAUGCGUCCCACUGACAUGUUCUCAUGUCAUAUGUUCCUCACUCAGUUGACUAAGUGUGUUUGACUUGAAGCCAGCAGUAUGCUUGAUUAAGAAUUCUGAAGCACUGCUCUGCCAAAACACACAUUGAUAAUGAUCACUCAGUGCACAUUUUGUUGAACAGGGUCAACAACACAGAUAAAUAUUGUAACACGGAUAAAAUAAGAAAUGCAGCAAAUUAUUCAUGCAGGGUGUCUAGCUGAGGCUAAUUAUCAGCCCAUGUUCCUGGUUAAGCUUUCACAUGAUCUGAGGAAAUGGAUGAUGGUGGAACAUGAUGCAGAAUAGAAAGAGUAUUUCAUGAUAUUUGGUUGAGGUGUAACGGUUCAGAAAAUUAACUGUUCAAUUCAAUACAAUACAGCUAAAAUAUAGAAAUGCCAGAUAAAUGUCCUUGGUUUUCUAUUUUUUUUUUUUUUUUAAUUUUUAAUUUUAUGUUAUUUUAAUUCAUUAAUUUAUUAAAACUAACAUCAUAAAGCAUGAUUUUUUUAUUUACUAUGAACAAUGAUGGAGCUGUACCUCAUCAUCUGUGGUGUCUUCUUGACAGCAAAUAAAACAUAAACAGCUCCUUGUAGAAUAUGGAUUGUAGUUGUAAACAAAUACAAACAAGGGAAACAACUUUGUUUCUGAAAUGCCAGAGACAUUUCCUUUUUUCCCUUUUUUACCUUUUGCAAAUGUUUUAAAACUGACAUCAUCAUUUUGGCUUUUGUUGUUUGUACAGUUCAAUAAUUACAUUAUUUCUGGAAUGGAUUCAUGAACGAAUAUUGUAACAGGGCUCAGUUACAUUAGGCAUGUUCAUAACAUUUACUCUACAGAGUCAAGUCUCAUAACUGUAAUUAUAAAUAUACCAAUCCUUGCAGUGAUUUCUUUUGCUCUGUUUGAAUCAGAAUGGCUGCCUAAAUGUGGUGCAGGGAUCACGUUUGACACACUGGGAUGUUGUCAUCAUGAAUUGAAGUAUUCCCAACCUAUUGUUAAGUAUAAGCUUUUUUUGUGUCGCUUUAUCCACCUCUCUCUCACCAUUGUCCUCAUUAUUGAAAGCAAAACCAAAGUGGCUCCAAACUCCAGACCUGUAGGAUAUCAGAGGAUCUUCUAUUUCUGGUCUGGUAAUAGUGUUACUAAUCAUAUUAAAUCAAGCAAGCUUAGCGUAGCUGCCUCCCAGAGUGUCUCACAGGAGUAGAAUAGUCUGAGUGGGUGGGGCAGACAGCAUGUUGCAUGUUCCGUCCUGUGGAUUGCCUUGCUGAGUGCAGUGGCACUGAGAACAUUACGUUAAACACAGUUCAAGAUGGAUAUUUUAUUUUCCAAAUGUAUUCGGAUAGUUUAAGUUUUUAUCGGGUUUGUAAUAGGUACCAAACCAAAACCCUUUUUACAGAACAGCUCAACACAGAUAGGUGUUUUGUUACACCCCUAAUAUUUGGAAUAACACACAAGGCUAACUGGUAAAUGCCCACAUCUAUCAGACUCUAUCUGUGCUGCUAGUUUGUAGCCCACGCUUUCUGCUAUAAAAAAAAUCAUCCUCUUAUACCUUGCAACCGUUGUCUGACACCUUUGGCAUGUUUGUUCUUCCUGUUUGAGCUUCAUCUAAUUUGACUUUGUAUGCAGGUAGGCACCACUUUGUUACAGGAACGUUAGCUUCAGUCAAACUUGACCUUAUGUGGAAAUCCCAAUCAGCAACCUCAGGGUUGAAAAAUGAAGCCAACAUGGAAAUGCCAAAAACUGCAGUUCUUUUAAUGGCCACUGGAGGCUGGCUUCAGUCCAGGGGUAGGCAAUGAUGGUUAUUUUUUAACAUUUUCAUUUUGAUUUAUCAGUGAUGUAGGCUUAAAGUGAUUCUGACUUUCUCCAAUGUAAAAAUGUGCCUAUACACUGAAUAAAAACAAGUUUUAACAUUUCAGCAACUAAAAUAUGCGUCAGUCGUCUUCAGCCCAGUGCCUCUUCCUCUACUUUUUGCCAAAUCUCAAUAGCGGUGGCUACAGUAGUGUUUAGUCUCCCUAGCUUGGUUAGCUAUGGAUUCCAAUCCAAAAAUGGGAAAGUUUUGGAAGAAAGCAGUUUCAUUGUGCGUGAAGAGAUUUGUUUGCUUUUACAGCCAACUCUGCAAAGUUAAAGUUCCAAAUAAUUGUAAAUAGCCACCUGGUGGUUAGACCUAUUUGUAACAGGCUAAUUUAGAUUUAAUAGGCUGUGUUACCUUCAUUAUAAGGCUUAAUAUGUUUUGUGGCUCCAGAUAGAUUUUUAGAUUAUUUUUGGUCAAAAAUGGCUCUUAUGAUAGUGAAGGUUGCUGACCCCUGAGCCAGUUAGUACCCAUAGACCCCCAUGUUAAAAUGCCUACCUUUAUAGCAGAAAUAAACAUGUUUACAGCCUGGUGUAAAAACAGUUUUGGUCUCUAUAGUUAAUUUCAACAUUAAUGACAACUGUACAGGGGGUGGAUUUUAUAGAACUCACAUGUUUACAUUUUAUUAAGGCUUAAAGUUAAGCUUAAUAACAGCAGGGCCACUAGAGUGACAGGAUGCUGAUAGUAUCCUCUGCUUCUUCAGAUUCACCCCGCACUCCUCCAGCUCCAGCUUCUCACCCAAAUAUGGUCACUUCUGGCUCCAAAAAGCAAAGAUGGUGACGUCCGAAAUGCCAGACUCUUCAAAAUGUUAGUCUACAAACCAAUGGGGGUCAUGGUAGCUACAUCUAUUAUUUUUACAGUCUAUGGGAAAUCCCUUAUUCUCAUAACAUAAAAACAGGAUCAAGGAGAAGAUAGUGACAAACAAAAUGUUUACCAAGACAGUUUUUUAUCCCUCAAGAUUGAACGGAAAAAUUAGAUGCAUGUUUCUUUACAUUUUAUAUUUCUAAAUUAAAUUCUAGUUUACAACCUUAAAAUAAGAUAACAUGAAGACUAUCACAGACGACUAUUUCAUCAUGCUGAUAAGGACUAAAUUGGUGGAGUAUAUAGUAGUAUAUACAAAUAUACAAAUAUAGUACUUCAAAAACAUAUGAGAAAUACUGCCCACCCCUGUCUAUAGGUCAGCACACCAAUACAGACACAAAA
This is a messenger RNA of Epinephelus moara (kelp grouper), 9314 nucleotides long. Its product is annotated as glutamate receptor 2-like. The record is from RefSeq and is a predicted model, not a curated record. The coding region runs from base 163 to 2847 and encodes 894 amino acids. The transcript has 19 exons. Lineage: Eukaryota; Metazoa; Chordata; Actinopteri; Perciformes; Serranidae. Gene Ontology annotation, biological process: modulation of chemical synaptic transmission; monoatomic ion transport; synaptic transmission, glutamatergic. Gene Ontology annotation, cellular component: AMPA glutamate receptor complex; plasma membrane; dendritic spine. Gene Ontology annotation, molecular function: AMPA glutamate receptor activity; transmitter-gated monoatomic ion channel activity involved in regulation of postsynaptic membrane potential.